Tinamus guttatus (white-throated tinamou) is the source of this 345-nucleotide messenger RNA. It is a transcript of the gene NDUFA7, whose product is annotated as NADH:ubiquinone oxidoreductase subunit A7. NCBI's taxonomy places the organism in Eukaryota, Metazoa, Chordata, Aves, Tinamiformes, Tinamidae. The record is from RefSeq and is a predicted model, not a curated record. Gene Ontology annotation, cellular component: respiratory chain complex I; mitochondrial inner membrane. Gene Ontology annotation, biological process: mitochondrial electron transport, NADH to ubiquinone; ATP synthesis coupled electron transport.
ACGGCCACUCGCCUCAUCCAGCGGCUGCGCAACUUCCUAGCGGGGCGCGACCUCCAGGCCAAGCUGGCGCUGCGCUACACCGAGAUCUCCAAGAGAUCCCAGCCGCCGCCUCGGCUCCCGUUGGGUCCCAGCCACAGACUGGCAGACAACUACUACUGCACCCGUGACGGGCGCAGGGAGGCUUUUCCCCCCGUCAUCAUCGUUUCGGCACAGAAAACCCUCCCUGCUGGGGCACAGGCUGCCAGUUCAGGGUCUGCGGUGACAACAGCAGAAAAAAAGCCAGUGACACCAGGGCCACCACUCAAGAAGUGGGAGAUUUCAAAAGACCAGCCGUAUUUGUGAGAA